AUGAAAGAAUCCGACUUGAGCCCCUCCGCAAUCACUCGAGCAACCUUCCACAAUCUGUUAAAAUGCUACCCAGCUACCCGGGAAGCAGUACACAACCUGAAAGCAAGGAAUAAAAAGGUCCCCAAGUCGAAGAAGAAGGAACCACAAGAUGCAGAUCAACUUGGCGUCUCAGAAGAACAAGUUAAACUUGAAGUCGAGGCAUUCGAGGAGUUGGAUGAGUGGCGGUAUACCACGCUCCCUGAUGCCGUGAGAGAAAGGGGGUAUCUUGAUAAAGAGGAGAUGGUUCGAUUGAUGGAGUGGAAAUUAAAACAUGGCGUCUUCCGUCCUGCCCUCAUGGGGAUGAUUAAAUCGAAUGCCGAAUCUCUGAUUCGAAAGACUACGACUACGGCGUUUACUUCUCUUCCCACCACGAUCUCUACAGAAGACGUCAAAAACAGUCUGGAUGCAUUAACCAAGCCACUGCGCGGCGUGGGUGUCGCGACGGCAUCGCUCAUUCUCGCGAUUCAGUCUGACCAUAUCCCGUUUUACAGUGAUGAUGUCUAUCUCUGGCUGUGUCUGGGGAUGUACCCGAGUCUGGUGGAGGAAGAGAAGAACAAGGUUGUGAAGAUGAUUCGGGCGAAUGGGGAGCUGAGUGUGAAGUAUAAUCUUCAGGAAUAUCGGGGGUUAUAUGAGGCUGUGGAGGGUUUACGACAGAGAUUGAAGAGUGAUGGUGAUGGGGAGAUGGUUUCAUGCAGUGAUGUCGACAAGGUGGCCUUUGUGCUGAGACAUAUUGAUGUUUCGGGGAAUUUUGGCAACGAUAACGAGGGGAAGAAGAGGAAGCAUGAUGGCGAUGAAGAUACUGGUGCUAAGCUGAGCAAGAGACAAUAA
This is a messenger RNA of Aspergillus wentii DTO 134E9, 867 nucleotides long. RefSeq lists its product as uncharacterized. The coding region runs from base 1 to 867 and encodes 288 amino acids. The record is from RefSeq and is a predicted model, not a curated record. The transcript is spliced from 2 exons. Lineage: Eukaryota; Fungi; Ascomycota; Eurotiomycetes; Eurotiales; Aspergillaceae.